CAAACUUGGCCGUAUGCUCCAGAACCAACGGCCGAUAGCAUUUGGUACCUCACUGGUACUUCCCAUACCGUUUUGUUAACUUCGACUUUGUGAAAAGUAGUCAUUUUUCCAAAAGAAAAAUAAGUAUCACUUUUGCAUUCGAUUUAUUUUUAGAAAGAAAACUCACUACUUUGAGAAAAAUACUAAACAAAAUCUAAAAAAAGGAAUGGACAUAUGGGGCAAUAAAUAGAUUAGAGGGAGACGGAUAUUUACACGUCAAAUUUUUCUCUUUUCGGGAAACUUAAAAUGAAUGAUAACAGCUGAUUUAUUUUUAGUUACUACGGUGCAACUCGAAUCAGUCAGUUUGUUCGGUUCUGAUUCUAGUUCCAGAAUUACUCCUAUUGAAUUACUCCGUUCUUCUUGUUUCCUGGUUCCGACAAUGUUCUUUUAUAAAGCCGUGUUCGUUUUUGUCAUCUUUUUUGUCGAUUUGCUCCGAAAUUCUGUCAGGCACAUGAUUUAUAAAUUGAAACAGUCUGAUCCAGGCACAAAUAUUCAAUGAACUGGUUCGGAACGUGAUCCAGAACAGAGCUAAAUCUUACAGGUAACUUUAAUAGAAAUUUACCUCCUAGUCCUAACCAAACUUUUAGUUCUCAAAAAAAAAGUCAACAAAACAAAACUGCAAAAGUAAUGAAAAAUUGAAUAAUAACAUUAAUAACAAUCAAUUUAAUUAAAAAUAUAGAAUAAUAAUUAGCAGGCAAAAACUAAUGAAAAUGGAUCAACAAGAUUUCACAUACAUCAAUGACCAACACGGAAUCGAAUUAUCAAUUUUGAUACCUUACGAAGAUUCCAUUGAAGAACUAGCCCAUAUUUUGAUAAUCAAGCAUAAUUUACCAUUGUAUAUAGAAAAAGAGCUGACAGAGCAUAUUUUUGAAUUUAUUGAGGCCAGAUCCUCAGAAUAUUUUGAAGAACUAUCAAAGAGUAUUGUAAAUAAGGCGAAAGAUCAUGAAAUUGAUUUUGAGGAAGUUACAAAAGAAUGGGAAAAAGUGAUGAGAGAGGAAAUGGUAGAAUUUGGAGAAAAACGUUGUGCAUCUGACGAAGAACUAUUCGCCACAGCUUACCAUAAACUAGUGCAUUCACCAGCAUUGGAAACCAUGCUCCAACUCGAGCACAUGUAUUCUAAAAGCGUCCGCCAAAAAGCAGAAGAAAAAAACAUUCUAAUAAAAAAACUAUCAAAUAGACAAAGCGAAGAGAUGAAUAAAGCAGUUGAUAGGCUGGAACAAGACAUGACUGAAACAAAAAUCAAUGAAUUGGUCGCCAGCCACUAUGAGACCCAUUCAUUGCUGCAAGGAAAACUCACUAGCGAAUUGGAUACCAUGAAAGAAGCCCAAAGACGUGAAUACAGGGAAUGGAUUAUGCAAAUGGUGGAACAAAACCAAGCCAACUCAUCUUUACCUACACCAAAUUCUCCUCUAAGUCCUGCUCCACUCAAAGACUUCCCAAGCAACGAAAGUAAUACUAGUAGAGAUCAAAUUAACCAAUCAAUAUUAGAAGAAAGUUUCACUAUUCAUUUAGGAUCUCAAUUGAAGCAAAUGCACAAUAUAAGAAUAUUAUCGGCUAACGUUAUGGAUCUGUGUGCGAUUGAAGAUAAUGAACUAUUGUCAGAACCAACUCCACAGCUGCUCCAAACUGCAUUAGGUUUGUAUUCCAACGACUUAACCGGGCUGGUAUUAAUGACAGACAACAAAAUAGGCUCAAGAUUAACCCAAGAUUUUCAAGAAAUCUGCCAAAGAACUACCGAAUUCCAUUUUCCUCAUAUAGAAGAACAGCUAGACAAAAUUUCAGAUGUGGCUCUUCAAUAUUUUAAAAAACCACUUCUGGAAUCUUCUAGAAACGCGCACAGUGAACUUUUACAGCCUGGCGAUUUUUAUUUGACACGUCACUCGAAUUUGGCUCAAGUCCACGUUAUUUUUCAUAUGGUUACUGAUGAUAGUUUGAGAGGAAGCGAUAUCAACAGUAGACAUCCAGUAGUGUUGGGAUUGAGACAUAUUUUAAAAACUGCUUGUUCUAAUGAUGUAACUUCGUUGACUAUUCCUUUAUUGUUGCAGUAUGACAUGACAGAGGAAAUGACUAUAAAUUGGUGUGAAAAACGAGCAGAAUUAGUUUUCAAGUGUGUAAAGGGUUUCAUGAUAGAAAUGGCUUCCUGGGGAGGAUCUGAACUCAAGAAUCUUCAGUUUAUGUUGCCUGAGGGCAUAUCUAAUGGAGUAUUUACAUCUAUGACUGAAAUGUUACCAAGAAUUUUCAAAGUAUGCAAUCCGAAAAUACUGAAAUAAUAAUUCAAGAAAGGAUAACUACAUGUUUUUUACCAGGAACAUUUUCUCGAACAUUUUAUUAAAUUACAGCAACAGUAUACUUAUAAUAGCCAACCAUUAACAAACAUUAAAUAUAAAUUACCUGAGAUAUUGAAGAUAAAAUUUGUGAUUUUUUGUUUAAACCCAAACCCAAAAUUAUAAAUAGAUUUCCUAAAUACUGCAAUUUUCAGCAAACCAUUUCUUGGUUGUUGAACAACUGGGAUUUUCACAGUGCGGGCAACGAUUUAAUAGUUUCGGAUUCACAGCUUGGUUACUCUUUAAAUGGCGUUUUACCAGAUCGACAAGAGCGUCUAUGAAUAGCGGAUGAUCAUUUGGUGUUGGUACUCUACGAAUUAUUUCAAUACCAGCCUGAAAAGAAAAUUUGCUCACAAAAUUGUGGGUAAUUACAAUUACUACUAUUACCUUUUUAGCAUCUUCAACAAGUUCAAUAUCAAGCUCAUGUAAAGUUUCAAUAUGCUCAUUGACAAAAGCAAUAGGCACGACUAUAAGAGCUUUUUUUCCUUGUUUGGCAUAACACUUGACUGAUUCAUCGGUAAAGGGGCCCAACCACGGUAGAGGACCAACUUUGGACUGCCAAACCAAUUGGUAGGGGUUACAAUAUUUCAAGUCUGACAUUACAAGUUGAACGGUACAACCUACUUCAGAUGGGUAUGGAUCGCCACGAU
Messenger RNA from Ceutorhynchus assimilis (cabbage seed weevil), 3013 nucleotides. The record is from the annotation of a GenBank genome assembly. NCBI's taxonomy places the organism in Eukaryota, Metazoa, Arthropoda, Insecta, Coleoptera, Curculionidae.